AUGUCAGAGCCGAGAAAAAACGAAGCAGUCAAAAUCGCACAACAGCAGCAUGAAUCAGAUGAUACAACAAAAAAGAAAAAUAAUCAAGUUACACCUGUGUCACAACAGGAGAAUGACGAAGAAUGGGGUAUAUCUGCAUCGAACGAUGGUGUAACAUUUGACUAUCCGGAGAUAAAAUAUGAAUUUUUGGACAAUACGGCUGAUGUACAAUUACAUGCAUGGGGUGAUUCAAUCGAAGAAGCAUUUGAACAAAUUGGAAUGGCAAUGUUUGGCUACAUGACUGAUAUAGAAAGAAUUGAAAAUAAAGAAAUGAAAGAAAUAGACAUUCAAGCCGAAGGUGACCUAAUGAAUUUAUUGUACAAAUUUUUAUGCGAAUGGUUAGAGGUACAUGGUACCGAAGAUUAUUUUAUAGCAAGAAAAAUCGAAAUAAGUGAAUUUGAUCGUCAAAAUUUACGUAUUAUUGCACGUGGUUUUGGUGAACAAUUUGACAUUAAAAAACAUACACAAGGCACUGAAGUAAAAGCCAUUACCUAUUCGAACAUGCAAAUUCAUGAAGAAAAGCCAACAAAUGAUGUAUAUGUUAUUGUUGAUAUUUGA
Molecule: messenger RNA, 597 nt
Organism: Didymodactylos carnosus
Lineage: Eukaryota; Metazoa; Rotifera; Eurotatoria; Philodinida; Philodinidae
Source: the annotation of a GenBank genome assembly